AUGGGUGUUGCUACGGUUGCUGAAUUGAAACCAAGCAUUUCAGGGAAAAGGGCGUUUCGUCCCAGUUCCAGUGCAAAACAUGUUACAGAAUGGCCUAUAUCCGAUGUUUCCAGUGAUCUAACCAUCGAAGUUGGAGCAGCAAGUCUUGCACUUCACAAAUUCCCCCUAGUUUCUCGAAGUGGAAGAAUAAGAAAGUUAAUGUUGGAAGCAAAAGAUUCCAAGAUUUCGAGGCUGAAUCUUCCUGGUGUUCCUGGUGGAUCACAGGCAUUCGAGUUGGCUGCAAAAUUCUGUUAUGGAGUGAAUAUCGAGAUUACAAUAUCAAAUGUUGCUAUGCUGCGUUGUGCAGCGCAUUUUCUGGAAAUGACCGAAGAAUUUUCCGAGAAGAACCUGGAAGGUAGAACUGAAGUACAUUUGAAGGAUAUUGUACUUCCAAGCAUAUCAAACUCAGUAUCUGUAUUGCACCACUGUGAAAGUCUUUUACCAAUAUCCGAAGACAUUAACCUGGUUAACAGGAUAAUCAAUGCUAUCGCAAAUAAUGCGUGUAAGGAGCAGCUAACAUCGGGUUUAUCAAAGCUGGAGCAUAACUUCACUUCAAAACCUACCCAAAGCUUUGAAGAAGAAACACCUUCAGACUGGUGGGGAAAGUCGCUGGCAUUGCUGAAUCUCGAUUUCUUCAAACGAGUUUUGACCGCUGUCAAAUCAAAGGGCCUAAAACAGGAAAUGAUCAGCCGAAUUCUGAUAAAUUAUGCUCAAAACUUUCUUAAAGGCCUUGUAGGAAGGGAUCCUCAAUUGGUCAAAGGAAGUUUUGCAGAUCUUGAUUUGCAGAAGAAACAACGUGUCACUGUUGAAACUAUAGUUAGUUUACUACCAACCCAAUCAAGAAAAAGCACAGUUCCUAUGGCAUUUCUUUCAAGUUUGUUGAAAUCUGCAAUAGCAGCAUCAGCAUCGACAUCUUGUAGAUCUGAUUUGGAGAGGCGGAUCGGCCUGCAACUGGACCAGGCCAUUAUUGAAGACAUUCUUAUUCCUGCAAAUAUGAAUGGAAACAAUCACAGCCCUUUGUAUGACACUGAUUCAGUCCUGAGGAUUUUCUCGAUUUUCUUGAAUCUUGAUGAGGAUGAUGAAGAGGAUAAUCACCCAAGGAAUGAAAGUGAGAUGGUUUAUGACUUUGACAGCCCUGGAUCUCCAAAGCAAAGCUCGAUAAUUAAGGUGUCGAAACUCUUGGACAAUUAUCUUGCAGAAGUGGCAUUGGAUUCAAACUUGACUCCAUCAAAGUUCAUAGCACUAGCAGAAUUGCUUCCGGACCACGCUCGUAUGGUCUAUGAUGGACUAUAUCGAGCUGUAGAUAUCUUUCUCAAGGUUCAUCCCAACAUAAAGGACUCAGAACGUUACAGGCUAUGCAAAACAAUUGACUCUCAGAAACUGUCUCAAGAAGCAUGCAGCCAUGCAGCUCAGAAUGAACGAUUGCCGGUGCAGAUGGCAGUCCAAGUGCUAUACUUCGAACAGAUCAGAUUGCGUAAUGCAAUGAACGGGGUUGGAGGGAACAAUCAAUUAUUCUUUGGCUUGAAUGGACAAUUCCCACAGCGCUCGGGGAGUGGUGCAGGAAGCGGAUGCAUCUCACCAAGAGAUAAUUAUGCUUCAGUAAGAAGAGAAAACCGAGAACUGAAGCUUGAAGUUGCACGAAUGAGAAUGAGGCUAACGGAUCUUGAAAAAGACCAUGUCUCCAUGAAACAGGAGCUCGUGAAGUCACACCCUGCCAACAAGUUGUUCAAAUCAUUUACAAAAAAACUGGGCAAGCUCAAUUCGCUGUUCCGGAUAAAAGAUUUAAAGCAAAUGCGGGAUAAAGCUAAUUCAGAAAAUCGGUUUCUUUUCCAGAAGAGAAGACGCCAUUCAGUUUCUUGA
This is a messenger RNA of Fraxinus pennsylvanica, 1899 nucleotides long. NCBI's taxonomy places the organism in Eukaryota, Viridiplantae, Streptophyta, Magnoliopsida, Lamiales, Oleaceae. The record is from the annotation of a GenBank genome assembly.